Molecule: messenger RNA, 868 nt
Organism: Papaver somniferum (opium poppy)
Lineage: Eukaryota; Viridiplantae; Streptophyta; Magnoliopsida; Ranunculales; Papaveraceae
Exons: 3
Coding region: 188-664 (158 amino acids)
Source: RefSeq, a predicted model, not a curated record
CAUUUUCUUUUCCAUUAAAAUAAAAAAAAAUGAAAAAUUGAUUUUCUGAGAGUUGUUGCAUGUAAACUAUUUCUCCAAAUCGUUUGAUUUCAUAUGAAGAUUGUGUAAAGAUGAAAUUGGGAUUUUAUAGAUGGUCUCGCUAAAUGAAUUUGGAUUUUGGUGAUGGUUGUCUGAAUUUGUUGCAUGCAUGUGGUUUAGAUUCUUUACAGAUCCACAAAUGGCUUCUCUUCGGGACUUCGUAGGAGACUAUAUGCUUGAUUCUAACAGUGAAGAAGAUAGGAAAAAUGAAUUUUAUCCCCAGGAAUUACUUUCAUGGCCUAAAGAAUUCAGUAGCUGGAAUCAAAAAUUUGAAGAUGUUAAGUCUCUCUGUGAGUUGCGCGGAUCCGAACUACCCACUUUGGAAGAAUAUGAUGCCGUCGAACGAUGUGUUAAUCAAUGUUAUCUCUCCAUUAACCCAUGGGGAUGGAAUUUAAACAUUCCGGAUACUUUGAAAGAUGAUUACGAUGUUUUUCGUGAUUUGAUUCUCUGGGACAAGGCGAGGUUGGCUGGAAAUUGGGUAGGGGCAAGAGCUUCGCUCCCAAGAAAACCAAUGAAUGAAGUUGUUGGGAAGUUUGAUGAUAUCAUGACAAGAUUUAUUGAAUUGAUGAAAAAUGCAGACAUCUGAAGAGGGUUAGUAUCACCUAGGGUUCUCAAAAUCAAAUCAUUAUUCACUUAGGGUUUUAUUGGAGUUGUUUUUAUUUAAAGUUGAAAACUAUGGAUAUCAGUAGUUUUAUCUUUCUCAGAACAAGUUUGUUUGAUUUUCAGUAGUUUUUCCUUUUGGUUUUAAGUAACAGACAUAUGAUUUAGUAGUUUAUUUGGUUUAUUUACU